UGUUCCUGCCCUUGAACCGGCUCUCGGAUUCCCCGCAGCUUCUUGUGCUUCCAACUUCUUGUGCUACAACAUUCGGUCUUAGUGCUGUCUCGUCGUGUUUUUCUUCCUCUUUUUGUAAUUUCUUCAUGUCUUGUUUUCGGCUCCAUGUUCAAGUUCUCGGCCGUCACGGACCGUGGUAGUCGCGCACGCGUUCCGCAGCGCGCAGGCACAAGCGCGCGGGUGUAGCCCCUCGCCUGAUUUGCACUGGCACGGGUCAUUUCAGGUUAGAGCCUGGCGCUGUGUCCCGUUAAGCUUGGCCCACGGAGAGCAACACUGGAUCCAGCUGAGGUGGAAUGCACGGCCAGUAGGACACCGACUCGUUUCUGGAUACAAGCUUCGUGGUGCAUAUGCGGUGUACCUCUCGGGGAGCUCAGCUGCUCCUCAGCUCAGCUCACAUUCAGCCCUCAGCCCUUCCUCUGGUUCCCAGAUGUCUGAGGAGGCUCUGAGGAUGUCAUCCUGGCCUUGAAGCCCACCAGUAUGUCAGAGCCUGCAGAGAAAUGCUCCCCCCGCUGGAAGGAUGAGGCUGUUCAAAACGGUUACAUACCGAGCUACCUGGACAAGGAUGAGCUGUGUGUAGUGUGCGGGGACAAAGCCACAGGCUACCACUACCGCUGCAUCACAUGCGAAGGCUGCAAGGGGUUCUUCAGGAGAACCAUUCAGAAGAACCUGAACCCGACCUACGCCUGCAAGUACGAGGGGAAGUGUGUCAUCGACAAGGUGACGAGGAACCAGUGCCAAGAAUGUCGCUUCAAGAAGUGCAUAGCGGUAGGAAUGGCAACAGACUUGGUUCUGGACGACAGCAAGAGGCUGGCCAAGCGGAAGCUGAUCGAGGAGAACCGGGAGCGCCGGCGGAGGGAGGAGCUGCAGAAGACGGCGUGGGACCGACUGGAGCCCACCCAGGAGGAGUGGGAGCUCAUCCGCCUGGUGACGGAGGCCCACAUGUCCACCAACGCUCAGGGCAGCCACUGGAAGCAGAAGAGGAAAUUCCUGGUCGAGGAAGCAAUGCUUCUUAAUGAAAUAACAUGUAAUUUAUUCUAUACUUCUGACCAGAGUGCAGCAGGGGUGAAGGACACUAAGCCUGAGGAUUGUGGUCAAGCCUCCAUGGUUAAUGCAGCUGAGGAAAACAAAGUGGAUAUUGAAGCCUUCAGUCAGUUUACAAAAAUUAUCACCCCUGCCAUAACCCGAGUGGUGGACUUUGCCAAAAAACUGCCAAUGUUCUGUGAGCUGCCUUGUGAAGACCAGAUCAUCCUGCUGAAAGGUUGCUGCAUGGAGAUCAUGUCGCUGCGAGCGGCCGUACGCUACGACCCGGACAGCGAAACCCUCACGCUCAACGGGGAAAUGGCCGUGACUCGAGGUCAGCUGAAAAACGGAGGACUGGGCGUGGUGUCGGACGCCAUCUUUGAUCUGGGCGUGUCGUUGGCCUCCUUCAACCUGGAUGACUCUGAGGUGGCUCUCCUGCAGGCUGUAAUCCUUCUGUCAUCCGAUCGUCCAGGCCUGACCAGCGUGGAGCGGAUCGAGCGUUGCCAAGAAGAGUUCCUGCUGGCCUUUGAACAUUACAUCAACUACCGCAAGCACAAGGUGGCGCACUUCUGGCCCAAGCUGCUGAUGAAGGUGACGGACCUGCGUAUGAUCGGCGCCUGCCACGCCAGCCGCUUCCUCCACAUGAAAGUGGAGUGUCCCACUGAGCUGUUCCCUCCACUCUUCCUGGAGGUCUUCGAGGACUGACCAACGGACGGCAGUGUAUGAGUGUGUUUGGACUGUGUGUACAUGUGUCGCCCAAAGCCUGGGCGCCCUGGUGGUCUCGGGGGCGGUACCAGCCGGAGGCCCGUCUCCCCGAACUCUCUGAUAGCACUACUGAGUGUCACUUCAUUCCAUAGUUUAGGACUAGCUCCCUGGUCUAGUUUUGGAUGAAACCAUUCCUCACAUUGCGGGUACAUGUGAAUAGCCUUUAUUUCUUUUCCUGGUUUGUCGUUAUUUUUGUGCAUAUAACCUCUCACCUCCAAUUUGACUCUAGUUUUGUUUUUGUUUUUCUUUCUUGACAAUUGUACAGUUGGUAUAACGGUGAUUUUAUUCACAGCUCUUUGAACGUUAUUGUUUUGGGGGUUUUUUUCUUUAUGUUUUACAGAAACUCAGUGAAAGUUGACCCGAUGCAGAGAAUCAGAGCAGCUCUGAUGGUUCUGUCUUUGGUUUCUGGUUCAUUCACUCUGUCCUGAGGAAUCCCACUGUCUCCUGACUCACUCCCAAAGCCAGCUGCUCGUAUCAAAUAAAGCUGCGUUCAGAAGCUCUCGAAAAAAAUCGGAAUUUUGGAAGCAGGCGGCUGCUGCGUCACUGUGACUGAGCUGCACAACCCCCACUGUUCUGCUGCACACUGCUAGGCAGCUGGCUGAAAGAAGCCUGCUGCACUUUUCUCACUCUUACCAGAAAAUACACAAUAAAGUAGCUGUUAUUCUAUAGUAAGCAGAAUCAAAUGUUCUCUUCUACACAAUUAGCAACUCGUACAUUUCGUCUAGUUCUUAUUUAUUGUCACAAUCUAAAUAAAAAACAAACAACAUCAUCGUAAUAUACCAGAUUACUUUUUUUAGAAAAUAUUUUUGCUACAAUGUUUUAAAUGAAAAUAGCUUUUUUGUUCGUCUUAAUAGCCUGAAAUGUUUCUCCGGCCGAUCUUACUGGAGGAACAUCACACCUAUCCUCAGAUGACGCUCCAUGCUGGGAGAAAAGCUAAACAAUGUGCAGCAUCAUUUAGAACGGAAUGUAUAAAGCAUGAUUUGUUUUGUUUUUUAUUUGGUUAGAGUUUUGCAGAGCUAUAUUUUCGUAACACAGAAAUACUCUAACUAGAUGCUUAAAACACUUUGUGGCAAUCUAUAACAGCUGGGAAAACGAAUCAAACUAAGGUGCUAGCUCUCUGUUUCAGGGAAGAUUCUGAAUACUAAUAUCUUCUUAGCAGAUCCCCACAGCAAGAAAUGCAAAAUUAGAAUUUUAAAAUUUUGUUGCAAAAAUUUGAAUCGCCACGGAAGUCCGACUAAACUGAAACAAGCUGAUCAAAUGGGAGAUUCAGACUGAGCCGACAGCUGAGGGAACGCAGCUGUAGCUGCAGCAGUAGAUGCUGCAGGAGUAGAUGCUCCAGCAGAAGAUGCUGCAGCAGCAGAUGCUGCAGCAGCAGUAGCAUCUAGAUGCUGUGUUAAACUGCUCCUCAUCCCCACAAACUGCUCAGGAAUAACUAACACAACUUCACUGCUGGCCAGAACCUCAAUCACUGCACAUCAUAAGAAAUCUGAUUUUGUGCCAAAAUAAAGUGCGUGACCUCCACCCCCCUACCCUCAUCACACCCAUUGAAAUCAUUUCUUAGAUGUUAAGAUGGUGAAUAUUAUCAUAUUUAAUAUCUUGUAAAACGUGACGCGGUCAGAGAGUGAGUCAUGUUUCAGUGAAGAUCUCAGCCAUGGUGAUCGGCGCUCUCAUCCAAUCAUGUCAGUAUUGUUUUCUCUCCGUUUCCAGCUCUCUGUAAUCACAACACUGUAAGCUGAAGCAGUGAUGUCAUGGUGCUAUGAUGGUGAAAUGAACUGAGUUCUCAUUUACAUGUCUGAAUCGCAGCCUGGCAUUCAGCGACACAAAUGUAGACUAUAACCCAAACAUAAUGUCAUGUACAGUAGACCUGACAGCUCCACCAAUCAGCCAUAACAUCAUGACUGUGUCGGCACGCCGUUCCUUCCAAACCCGUUAACAGUGACGCCGCCGUCAGUGGCUCAUCGUUUCGCUCUAGAUGAUCUCUAACAUCAUCAGAUGUUCAGUUGGACUGGAACCGGGCCAGAACCUCUGAGAGGGAAAGGAAAACACAAAAUCUUACCAAGAAGUUUUGUCUUGUUUUCAGUGCAAAUAUCUCCACAGCACACUUGAAGUAAGACAGAAGUUACUUUUAAGUUAGUUUUUAGCCAGAUAAAGGAGUUUCUUACAUAUAGAUUUAAAAAGUUAUAGUUCCACUGGCAGAUUUUCUUCACAACUAAGCAAUGUUUGUUUAUUUGUUUAUUUAUUUGGGUCCCUUCAGCCAUCGCCAUAACGAUAGCUGCUCUUCCUGGGAUCCACAAUGAAUCAAUCAGUUGCAUGAAAAUUUAAAAUGAGCUUGAUCAUUUCCAUAUUUUUGGAAGGCCAGUUUUGUUUACAGACACAUAAUAAUUCAUUUUUCUCAUGGGUCGACUGUCUGUGGUUUCCAUUUCUGUUUUAUUUAUUGUUUUUGGUUGAUUUUACAUAUUUCAAAUAUCUUCCAGUUCCAGUAUUAAGUGUUCUUUACGAAAUUAAAGUUUAUUGGUCUUUAGUGUUGUUAUGCCAUUAUCAAUGCAUGACUUAAAAAUGGUCUCAUAAAACCAGUUGUAUCAUUUAUCAUAAUCAUUUCUGGGGCAACUUAUCAGUUAGCAAAAUGUGUUAUCAUGAUAAAGACUUUAUGUGUCCAGAACCACCUGAGACAUUUUCCUGAUUUAAGUGAAAAAAUCCACUUGUGGAAAUUAUGCUUUAACAAUUAAUGACUCAAAACGAGCUGCUAUGACUUGGAGAAAAGUCACUUGAAAGUUAUUUUUGUCUAAUUUCAAGUGUGCCAAGAUAUCAGUACUGGACUCUAAACCAAAUACAUGGUAUUAUUUUGUGUUUUUUCAGUGUUGGUCAGUUUAUUAUUAUUAUUACUAGUAUUAGUAUUAGUAUGAAGGUCUGAACUCAACCAUGACAGUUAGAGGUACAUAUGGAGGCUUCAGGUUCUGGUCCAGUUUAGCAGAACUCAGUCCCAGCCGUCCAUGUAAUGUAAAACCAGAUCAGACCAACAGGCUCCUCCCAUUCUGCUGAGCCACACAGAGGAGCAUGACUGAGCUGAGUGCUCUGAGCGCAGACGGCGGCGAGCCCAGCGAACAGCACCGCACAGAGUUCUGACACCUUUCCACCUGAAUCAGCACUUUGAGCUGCAGCUGAGCAACCAGGCCGGGUUUCUGCUAACAAAGAGAUGAAAAAGGCAAAGGAGGGAGACCUUAUGUGGUGUAAUGUUUAAAUUAUGAAUCUCCAUGGUGAUAGAGGAAGCAAAUCCUUAAGUAUGCAGUAAUAUGUUAGGGUUUCAAAUUGUCUACAUUAUGAGUCAGAAACAAUCACAGCCCUAUCAGGAUUCCCUUAUGAGACACCUGGGAAUGUCAGAAGCGUCCUCAUGCUUUGGGGUCUUCACAUGUCAACCAGGAGUCUGACUCCAUGGAAAAAAACUAAAAGCAAAUGAAAUAGGCCAAUUGUAUUUCCUAUAGGAAAGGAAUGGUGUUGAAUUUGCUGUAUUAUCAACAAUACGGCAAAGUUAUUGACAAAAUACGUCUAGUUCUCGCAUUGUUUGGGGCUUGAUUGAACAAAUUUAUUCUCAGAAUAAAAACACGUUUUGCAUCACUUUCUUUCUAAAUGUUUGCCACGUUCAGCCGAGUUCAAUCAGUUUUGUGUCAUCAGUUUGGGUGCAGCGAAGUUUUCAGUAAAAGUCUCUGGAUAAACAUGACAUGGUGGGACUGAACAGGACGUCAGUGGUUCACCCCCACUAGCCAGUGGUCAUAAUGUUAUGGCUGAUUGAGUGACAUGCUCAGGAUCUGAAGGCUGAAUGAAUGUUAACUUGUCCAAAACAAACUUGAUCUCAUCAGCUGGCCGUCAUCCAGCAAAGAAGCUGGUAAAAUUGUGAAAAGAAAAAAAACAACAUCUCACUUUCAUGUCAUUGUUUUAAUCAGCAUGUUGUGUUUUUGUUGAUGUUUAGAGAUUAUCAGGGUUUUAUUCCAGUGGAAAGAGUUUUAUUCGUCUGUCUGGUUUUCACAAAGCUUCCCUCUCCACCUGAAAACAGCUUGUGGUUUUAUUUUGUACUUUUUCUCUCAUUUCUGUGAAGUGAUGCCUUUUUAUCAAAGCAAUAGACUUGCUACAGUGUUAGGAUGACCUGGACCUCACACCAACACACACACACACCUCGCAAACUGUACAGGUUGAAACAAAAUGCACAGACAAUCAGAUGGAGGAGGACGCAAAGGUGCCCAAACUCAGGUAGCCCAACCUGAAAUGCAGGGUCAGGCCAUUUGGGGAAGCAGCACUGACCACCUUUACGUGCACACGCUUACUGUCACAUAAUGACUUUGUAGGUAGAGGGUCUAUCUGUGGUCUGACCUCUUGUUACAAACAGAUUCUAUGUCGUGUGGCCCUCUUCAACCAAAAACGUCCAGGAAGUAAACUCAGGGAACUAAACAAGGCCCCAUGUCUCCCCUCACUUUUAUUAUUUCUGAUCCCUUUUCUAUAUUUAUUUAUUAAACAAUAAAAGUUCACUAAAAAAAAUAGACAGAUAACACUAACAUGUUCUACUGAUGAAUUGCCAGAUCCAAAGUGGAUUCAAAAUUGUCUUAUGAAAGAGAAUAAACUUGAUUUCAGAGUAAAUACAUAUUAUACUGUCUGGUUAUAAUGCAAAACCAAUGGAUGUAGCAUUUGGUGUUAAAUACUAUUAGCAAUACAAGUCCAUAAUAUAUGUCCCUUCAUUUUAAGUGUUCAAACACAAAAGGAACAUGUUUUUAAAAUAUAUAUUUUACAAAUAAAAGAAUAUAACAUUAACCAUAAGAAGAGCUGAUAAUUAAAUCAGCUGCAGUUUUCAAUACUUCUGUUUGUAUCCAAUAUGGCUGGUGAGCGGCCAUAUUGGAUACAAAACUGGUCUGUUGGUGAGCUUUGUCUUUCCCGGUUUGAAUUAUGAUGUUGGAGGCAGAAGGGAAGGGUGUAUAAAUGAGUAACCAUAGAAACCAGGAGUUCAUGUUUUUUCAAGUUACAAGAGAUUAUGAGACUCAUGAAGCACUUUGAAACGUCUUGGGAUGUUAGCUGUUAGCUUCCUCUGUGUCUUCCAGUCUGGUCUUAUCUAGUUAUUGUAUCAAUCAAAUGGGAACAAAAUACACACUUUUUAUCAAUCAAUAUCAAUUAAUAUAGAAAUAAGUCAGAGAUCUGGUCUUCGUCAUGUUAACACAUGCUAAAUGUCCAGAUGUCAGAUGGACACUAAUAUCACUGUAAUGCAUAAACAUUAUGUUUAAAAAAGUUUCUUCCUGGGUUUAAGCACAUGAGCAGCAGCCAUGAUGCUAUGAUAUAAUGCUAAUGGUUAUCUGAUCAUCAGUGGGUGGGAACAUCUAGGAAGCAGAACUUUACUCAGUUUGAUACUCUGGUCCUUCGAGGUUUGUGUUAGCUCAAUGCUAAUAAAGAACACCAUCAAUGAUCCUGAAGUAGCAACUGUGCCAUAGAUCAGAACAUGUUCUUACGUGUUUAGAAAGUCAUUUCCAAACUAUGUCAUCAUUGUAGAGUAACAAGGAAUUGUCACAAAUUGAUGUUAAAGUUGAAACCAUUGGAACAGAUUUUACCAUGAGCGUUCAGGCAGAACCACCUCAGGAUCUGCUUUGUUCUGUUGGACAAAUCAGAAACUAACAACGUCUACAGGCAACAGUCAGCAUGUUCUCUGUUAAAGUAGGACUUGUUUGGAAUAGUUCUUUGCAGAAAGUCUUUUUUGAGACAUACAUGAUGAAGUUACUAAGACCUAGUCAAAGUUCAGUCAAAGCUCAACCAAAAUCAAAUGUAUAAUGACCACAUCUUAAUUUAGCUGUGAAAAAACAAAAAUGCCUUCAGAUGUUAAUAUUCCAUCUAUCAACAGUAAGGUUUAAAUGUUACUUCACUUCACCAAAUAUGUUAAGAGCAACGGAAGGCUGCUGGUGCAGUCCUGACUAAACACUCUUAAGGAUGUGUGUAGUUAGUUCCUUCUCAGCCUGGUUUGGACAUUUGCAGGUUCCUGAGGUCAAACUCAGUGUGGUUGAAGUUCAAAUCAAACAUAAAUGUCACAGGAAUCAACUGGACUUUUUUUUUUUUUUACACUUCUGCUGACUUUUGUCUUAAAGCAGAAGCCCUGCUGGACGGCCUCAAUUUAUUAAAAUGUUCCUUAAGUGUUUAACUCUGUGGAAAGAGGAGGGGAAAUAUUUUUUGAGCUCAUAUUGCUAGCCGCAUUUAGCUUUGUUAUUGGUUUCCUGAACCAAAGCUGGAAAACACCUUGGAUAAUUCCCAGUUGGGAUUCUGAGAUAAAUGACUCCAGGAUGCUUUGGACCAACACUGAACCUGUGUUUUUGUUCAGUUCGCAAACUUUUUAUUUCAGUAAAUCUUAAGUAAAGUUGAUUUUAACAGUUCAGUUAAAACCAUGAUGAGUCUCCUCUCUCUCUUUUGUUUUUGUCUAUUGAGAAUGAUCAAAGGGUCCAUAAACAACAAAACAGUUCAACUGAUCUUCUCCUAAUAUCACACUCCUGCUCUGCUGUCUUGUCCUGUCAGGAGGACGGAAGCAGCUCAAAGUCCAGCUUUCUGUUUCCAAAUGAAUCUCUAGGAAAACUUCAUGUUGUGUUUGUGAAGGCAGAACUCCAGAUGAACAAACCAAAACUGACGAUUUCCUCCAAACGCAAACUCAGUUCUGGUUUCAGACCCUGAGUCCGUUUUCCUUUUCAUCAUGUUCUCAUUGUCGGUGCACAGAAACGUUGUCAGUGCUGACGGAACCGGCGCCUGUUCACUGUUCUCUCUCCCCACUUGUUCUUCUCAAGGUUACUCAGUCACAAACCAAUCACAAGACUUGCACCAUAGAAAAGCUUUUUUUUUCUUUUUUGCAGUAAAGUUGAAAUAGGAUGUAUAUUUUCAGAAUGCAGAUUUUUUUUUAAUGUUGGCAUAAGAUGAACAUGGUAUUGUUUUUGCAUAGUAUUAAUUGCUCUCGUGCUGACCCAACAUCAUGGCAGAGGAACCGAGCAAAGCAGCUAAAAUCAUAAAAUGUUAGUGCAGCAUCAGUUGUUCAGUAAAAUCCAUAUUACAGGACUGUAGCUGGACUUCACUGUCAGUACAAAAUGCAGCAGCUACACUUGCACACAAGUGUAGGAGAAAUCUCUGGAUGCUGGUGCAGCCACUGUCAGCCCAGACGUCCCUCCUUUGUACAUUGAGUGCCGUUCCUUGUAUGACCCGUUCUGACACUGACUGGAAGAGAAAGGCAGUGAUAGUGCGAAUGAAUUGGUUUUACUGGAACCGUCCUCUGGUAAUCGGCUCCCCAGCGGUCGUACAUGAACACAGAGGACCUGGGGAAGGUUUUGAAAUGCACACAAUGGAUGAUGGUUGCAAGUAAUGUGAACUGGCUCUUGAGAAUAAACAUGGUUUUAAGAG
This is a messenger RNA of Gambusia affinis (western mosquitofish), 9222 nucleotides long. RefSeq names its product thyroid hormone receptor beta (gene thrb). Gene Ontology annotation, biological process: retinoic acid receptor signaling pathway; cell differentiation; negative regulation of transcription by RNA polymerase II. The transcript is spliced from 11 exons. NCBI's taxonomy places the organism in Eukaryota, Metazoa, Chordata, Actinopteri, Cyprinodontiformes, Poeciliidae. Gene Ontology annotation, molecular function: nuclear receptor activity; zinc ion binding; RNA polymerase II cis-regulatory region sequence-specific DNA binding. The record is from RefSeq and is a predicted model, not a curated record. The coding region runs from base 517 to 1764 and encodes 415 amino acids.